GGAAAGACCUCAUAUAUUCACUCCUACUAUCAAUCGCAACUGGGGACUUAUUUUUUUUGUCCCUGAAAACAUUGAAGAUUGUUCUUUAAACCUCCAAAAAGAUCUCGGGAUCAUCAGUACACUUAUGUUGAAUAACCGUCUAGGUUUCCUAGGGACGGGCAAGGGACGGGGGAGGAUGAUUGGGUUAUGUUACUUAUAUAAGUUACGUAUGAUGCAAGUAUGAUGGAUGGUACCAUUGCUUUUCUCUAUCGAAAACCAGGAAAAUACAGAGAUGGAUACUACACACGGAAGGCUAACUAUGGUUUUAAUGUUCAAGUACGAGUUCUGUAGGAGCGGCUUUAAAACGAGGGAAAGUAGGCCAAGACGCUCUCAUAAGAAAUUAU
Phlegmacium glaucopus is the source of this 383-nucleotide messenger RNA. The record is from the annotation of a GenBank genome assembly. Lineage: Eukaryota; Fungi; Basidiomycota; Agaricomycetes; Agaricales; Cortinariaceae.